AAAGAAAAAUGUUCGAACCAAAGCAAAAAUAAGAAGCUAAAGCAGAAAUGAACUGUUUUGAAAAAAGUGCAAAACAGGGGGAACAUUGAACAGUACUACAUAAUUCACAUUUGAAAUUUGGAACCAUUUUUGACUGAUUAAUAUGGCCGCAGAAGCAAAUAAGAUCCGCAGUCGAAUUUCAGAGAUUCACAACUUCAUCAAAAACGACGAAGAAGAAUCAAACCCUUCAGAUUCCGCCGAUUUACUCCACGACUGUGCUCUUCAUGUUCAAAACACAGUGCAACAAAUUGUAUCCGAAUUCUCUGAUAUCGAUUCUUUACAAAAUUCCGAUUUCGAUGCUUAUGUAGAGUAUUUGACAAAGGAACUUAAUGAUGUAAAAGUUGAAUCCACCAAUGUAGCUACCGAGAUUGAGUAUCUUGCGAGAACUCGUAAGGAUGAUUCUAUUAAUUUGGAGGCCAAACUUGAAGAAUUGGAAUGUUCUUUACAAUAUAUUGCAUUAGAGGAGCAGAUGACAGCUGAGGCUAAUGAAGGAAUUGUUUCUCCAAUGCUGGAAGACACUGUCAUGAAUCUAGGCGAAAAUUUGGAGCAAUUGGAACUUGAGAGUAAGGUUGAUGAAAUGAAGGAGAUUCUGAGGACUAUGGAGUGUCUUCAGUGUGAGGUCAAAUGGUUUGAUGCUAUAGAUCAGAUUGACGAUGUAUUGACGGGUCUAAAAGUGCUUGCAUUUGACGAGAAUUGCAUUAGGCUGUCUUUGCAAACUUAUAUGCCAACGGCAGAGAGCAUUUCUUGCCUACAGAGAGUUGAAGAUACCAAUGAUGCAUCUGUGCAGAAUCAUGAGUUAUUGAUUGAAGUGUUUGAGGGGACCAUGAAGUUAAAGGAUAUUCAGGUUUUUCCAAAUGAUAUAUAUGUGGAUGACAUUGUUGAUACUGCAAAGUCUGUCAGUAAUUCCUCAUUGCAAUGGUUAAUACAAAAACUGCAAGAUAGAAUUAUACUAAGCACACUUAGGAGACUUGUGGUAAAUGAUGCUAAUAAAUCAAGAUAUUCUGUUGAAUACUUGGACAAAGAUGAGACUAUUCUAGCUCAUUUAGUUAAAGGAAUUGAUGUAUACAUAAAAUUGUCUCAUGGUUGGCCAAUAUUUGGUUCUCCAUUGAAGCUGAUAUCUAUCAAGGGUUUAGAUAUUUUGAAGAAAAAUUCUGCAAGUUUUCACUGCGAAGUUGAGAAUCUGGCCAACUCUUUAGACACUCAUACUCGGCAAAAUAUACUGCGCUUUGUUGAUGCUGUUGAAAACGUGCUUAAAGAGCAGUUGCAGCUUGAUAGCCGCUGAUGGUUCUGGCUAAGGAUGUGCUCACAAAAUCUGUAUGUUUGAAGUUCUGUAUCUUGUGCUCAUAUUCACUUUUCUAUUUGCUGAAGCAAAUAUUAUAAUUAUCUUGUUAAGAUGAUUUACUUCAAUUUUAGACAAGAAACUGACAUGCUAAACUGGUAUAUGUAAUAUUCGAAUUGUCAGGAUCAGUUAAUCAGAUAUUGUGAUAGAAUUGAAAAUUUCA
This is a messenger RNA of Trifolium pratense (red clover), 1541 nucleotides long. RefSeq lists its product as uncharacterized. Bases 143 to 1321 code for a protein of 392 amino acids. The record is from RefSeq and is a predicted model, not a curated record. The transcript is spliced from 13 exons. NCBI's taxonomy places the organism in Eukaryota, Viridiplantae, Streptophyta, Magnoliopsida, Fabales, Fabaceae.